CAUUCCUUUCUGAAAUUUUAAGAGAAAGAUUUUACGUCGCUUAACAGUGGAAAAAUUGAAGUUAACCCUAAAAAAUCGAAAUGCAGAUCUUUGUGAAGACCUUAACCGGGAAGACUAUCACUCUGGAAGUUGAACCGAGCGAUAGUAUCGAAAAUGUGAAGACGAAAAUCCAAGACAAAGAAGGCAUCCCGCCCGAUCAACAGCGUCUCAUUUUCGCUGGCAAGCAACUCGAAGACGGCCGAACCCUAAGUGAUUAUAACAUCCAAAAAGAGUCUACUCUUCACCUGGUUCUUCGUCUGAGAGGUGGAAUGCAGAUAUUUGUGAAAACUCUGACGGGAAAAACCAUCACGCUUGAGGUCGAGCCGAGCGACUCCAUUGAAAAUGUGAAGACAAAGAUUCAAGACAAAGAAGGAAUCCCUCCUGAUCAACAAAGGUUGAUUUUCGCCGGCAAACAAUUGGAAGAUGGCCGCACUUUGAGUGACUACAACAUCCAGAAAGAAUCAACCCUUCAUCUGGUGUUGCGUUUAAGAGGAGGAAUGCAGAUUUUCGUCAAAACCCUCACAGGCAAGACAAUCACACUCGAAGUCGAACCCAGCGACUCCAUCGAAAACGUCAAAACAAAGAUCCAGGACAAAGAAGGCAUUCCACCCGAUCAGCAAAGAUUGAUAUUUGCUGGCAAACAGUUAGAAGAUGGCCGCACCCUGAGUGACUACAACAUCCAGAAAGAAUCAACCCUUCAUUUGGUGUUGCGUCUAAGAGGAGGAAUGCAGAUUUUCGUCAAAACCCUCACAGGCAAGACAAUCACGCUCGAAGUCGAGCCCAGCGACUCGAUCGAAAAUGUCAAGACAAAAAUCCAGGACAAAGAGGGUAUCCCACCCGACCAACAGAGGUUGAUUUUCGCUGGUAAACAGUUGGAAGAUGGCCGUACACUGAGUGACUACAAUAUCCAAAAAGAAUCCACCCUCCAUCUUGUUUUGCGUCUGCGUGGAGGCAUGCAGAUCUUCGUCAAGACCUUAACCGGAAAAACGAUCACGCUUGAAGUAGAGCCCAGCGACUCGAUUGAAAAUGUCAAAACAAAGAUCCAGGAUAAAGAGGGCAUCCCACCAGAUCAGCAGAGAUUGAUCUUUGCUGGAAAGCAGUUAGAAGAUGGUCGUACCCUGAGCGACUACAAUAUACAGAAGGAAUCCACCCUCCAUCUUGUGCUGCGUCUGCGUGGUGGCAUGCAGAUCUUUGUCAAGACCCUAACAGGCAAAACCAUCACCCUGGAGGUUGAACCCAGCGACUCCAUUGAGAAUGUUAAAACCAAGAUUCAAGAUAAAGAAGGCAUCCCUCCAGACCAACAGAGAUUGAUCUUUGCUGGAAAGCAGUUAGAAGAUGGUCGUACCCUGAGUGACUACAACAUCCAGAAGGAGUCAACCCUCCACCUUGUGUUGCGCCUGCGUGGUGGCAUGCAAAUCUUUGUCAAAACCUUGACAGGAAAAACCAUCACCCUUGAAGUUGAACCCAGCGACUCCAUUGAGAAUGUGAAGACCAAAAUCCAGGAUAAAGAGGGUAUUCCUCCAGACCAGCAGAGAUUGAUUUUUGCUGGCAAGCAACUUGAAGAUGGCCGCACUCUGAGCGACUACAACAUACAAAAAGAGUCAACUCUUCAUUUGGUGUUGCGUCUGAGAGGUGGACAGUAACAUCCCUGAACUUUGCUCUUACUAUUUGAUUGUUUUAAAAACUGCUUAAGGCAAAAAUUAUCCACUUUUUUUUGUAGGGUAAAAUUUUCUUUUUUGCAUCGUUUCAGUUAAUUAUUAUAAACAGGUUACAAUAACAUUUUUGCUUAGUCUAACUUUGGAGAGGUCCAAAAACUGUAAGAAGAUUUAAGUCAAUGCCUAAUAAAGUUUUGUUGAUGUGAA
This is a messenger RNA of Pocillopora damicornis (cauliflower coral), 1901 nucleotides long. RefSeq names its product polyubiquitin-C. Gene Ontology annotation, molecular function: protein binding. The record is from RefSeq and is a predicted model, not a curated record. NCBI's taxonomy places the organism in Eukaryota, Metazoa, Cnidaria, Anthozoa, Scleractinia, Pocilloporidae.